AUGGAUGGUUUUGACUAUUCCACUGCUCCCCCGGAGUAUCUCGAGCACAAAUGGCUCGUGAACAUCUUUAUCAUAGGAAUGACUGCCGGCUGGAUCGUCCACUAUGUGGACAUGGCAUAUACGUCCUUCAAAGACCGUACGUACAGCAUGACCAUUGCAGGCCUCUGCGCGAAUUUUGCCUGGGAAAUUGUGUAUUGCAUAAUAUAUCCCGCAAAGGGUUUCUGCGAGUGGGCUGCCUUCGGCUUAGGACUGCUUUUAGACCUGGGUGUUAUCUACUCGGCCAUGAAGAACGCCCCGAAUGAAUGGCGCCAGUCCCCUAUAGUGGGGAACAAUAUGUUUCUAGUUUUCGCAUCAAUGACGGUCUUUUUUCUGACUGGGCAUCUGGCUCUGGUGGCCCAACUGGGGCCUGGUCUAGCCUAUUCGUGGGGGGCUGUUCUAUGCCAGCUUCUUAUCAGCGUUGGGGAUGUGUUCCAGUUGUUGACCCGAGGAAAUACUCGUGGCGCGUCGUGGAGAUUAUGGAUCUCUCGAUUCUCGGGGUCAACAUCGACCGUGGCUUUUGCCUUCAUUCGAUACUUGUAUUGGCCAGGAUCAUUUUCCUGGCUCAACAGCCCGCUCAUGCUGUGGUCCGUGUGUAUUUUUUUCUUAUCCGAGUUUCUCUAUGGGAUUCUUUUCCUCUCCAUCAGACGCUAUGAAGAGGCCUCUCAGCAUCAGGUCAAGUAUAAGGGGAAAUGAGUCCAUUCUCGAGGUUGCCAUUGACAACAUGGCUGGCUGGAAUCAAGGUCGGGUAGGUGGACGGAUGAAUACCGACUUCACAAUCGGAA
Molecule: messenger RNA, 821 nt
Organism: Aspergillus heteromorphus CBS 117.55
Lineage: Eukaryota; Fungi; Ascomycota; Eurotiomycetes; Eurotiales; Aspergillaceae
Gene: pyr4
Product: meroterpenoid cyclase pyr4
Exons: 2
Coding region: 1-732 (243 amino acids)
Molecular function (GO): lyase activity
Source: RefSeq, a predicted model, not a curated record